Aspergillus bombycis is the source of this 4026-nucleotide messenger RNA. It is a transcript of the gene mdr1, whose product is annotated as ABC multidrug transporter Mdr1. Gene Ontology annotation, cellular component: membrane. Gene Ontology annotation, biological process: transmembrane transport. Gene Ontology annotation, molecular function: ATP hydrolysis activity; ABC-type transporter activity; ATP binding. Bases 1 to 4026 code for a protein of 1341 amino acids. The record is from RefSeq and is a predicted model, not a curated record. NCBI's taxonomy places the organism in Eukaryota, Fungi, Ascomycota, Eurotiomycetes, Eurotiales, Aspergillaceae. The transcript has 3 exons.
AUGAAACCAAUAGAGAAAGCUGGUGGUUCUUCCCCAGCUACUGCUCUUGAAAGUGAGAAGUCUGUUAGCAACUCUACUUCCGACUCAACGAUAGCUCCGCCAACGGGCAAGCAGCAGGGUUCCCGUCCUCCAUCCUCCCAUAAGAGUGAUAGAGACCAUGACAAUGAUGAUGAUGCUCUUUAUUCUCAUCUACCAGAACAUGAGAAGCAGAUUCUGAAGAAACAGAUUGACGCGGACGAAGUGAAAGUGUCGUUCUUUGCUCUUUUCCGCUAUGCAUCUAGAAUGGAUGUACUCGUCAUGUUCAUAAGCGCGAUUUGUGCCAUUGCUGCCGGUGCAGCACUACCGCUGUUUACUAUCCUUUUUGGUUCUUUGGCCUCAGCUAUGUCAAACAGGGUGGCAGAUCUUAUUUCAUAUGAUGAAUUCUAUCACCAAUUGACAAAGAAUGUCUUGUACUUCGUAUAUCUCGGUAUCGCUGAAUUUGUCACGGUAUAUAUCAGCACUGUUGGAUUCAUUUAUACUGGGGAGCAUAUCAGCCAGAAGAUCCGCGAGCAUUAUCUUGAGUCCAUCCUGCGGCAAAACAUGGCUUAUUUUGAUAAACUGGGUGCUGGUGAAGUGACCACACGCAUCACCGCCGACACAAACCUUAUCCAGGACGGUAUCUCCGAGAAAGUUGGACUUACACUUACGGCCAUCUCCACAUUUGUCACCGCCUUUAUUGUCGCAUAUGUCAAGUAUUGGAAACUGGCGCUGAUUUGCAGCUCGACGAUUGUCGCCCUUGUGUUGGUCAUGGGGGGUGGAUCUCGCUUUAUUGUGAAGUACAGCAAGAAAUCUCUGGACAGUUAUGGUGCUGGUGGCACUGUUGCGGAGGAGGUGAUCAGCUCCAUUCGGAAUGCCACUGCAUUCGGCACCCAGGAUAAGCUUGCCAAGCAAUACGAGGCUCAUCUGGCAGAAGCAGAAAAGUGGGGGGUCAAGAACCAACUCAUACUUGGCUUCAUGAUUGGCGGAAUGUUUGGUAUCAUGUUCUCCAACUAUGGCCUUGGCUUUUGGAUGGGCUCCCGGUUCCUCGUUAAUGGAGAGGUUGAUGUUGGUCAGGUCCUCACUGUAUUAAUGGCAAUUUUGAUAGGCUCCUUCAGUCUGGGAAAUGUCAGUCCGAACGCUCAAGCAUUUACGAAUGCUGUGGCAGCAGCUGCCAAGAUCUAUACUACAAUUGAUCGUCCUUCACCAUUGGAUCCAUACUCGGAUGAAGGAGAGACACCCGAUCACGUUGCAGGCAACAUUGAGUUCCGCGACGUCAAACACAUCUACCCUUCGCGACCUGAAGUGACAAUCAUGGACGGUGUUUCCUUAACAAUGCCUGCCGGUAAAACUACAGCCUUAGUAGGCCCUUCAGGCUCUGGAAAGAGUACUGUUGUUGGGUUGGUCGAGCGUUUUUACUUUCCUGUUGGUGGUCAAGUAUUUCUAGAUGGCUAUGAUCUACAGAGCCUUAACCUUCGUUGGCUGCGUCAGCAAAUCUCGUUGGUUAGCCAGGAGCCUAUCCUUUUUGGCACUACGAUCUACAAGAAUAUCCAGUAUGGACUUAUUGGCACGAAAUAUGAGAACGAGUCAGAUGAAAAGAUCCGUGAACUGAUCGAGAACGCGGCGAGAAUGGCCAACGCCCAUGACUUCAUCAGUGCUUUGCCAGAAGGGUACGAGACCAAUGUCGGCCAGCGCGGAUUCUUGCUAUCUGGUGGUCAAAAGCAGCGGAUCGCCAUUGCCCGUGCCAUCGUCAGUGACCCAAAGAUUCUUUUGCUUGACGAAGCCACAUCUGCAUUGGAUACCAAAUCAGAAGGUGUUGUUCAAGCUGCUCUUGAUAAAGCUGCAGAGGGUCGAACCACUAUUGUUAUUGCUCAUCGCCUAUCGACUAUAAAAACUGCCCACAAUAUUGUUGUCUUGGUCGAUGGGAGAAUUGUAGAGCAGGGCACACAUGAUGAACUGGUCGAUCGCAAGGGUACCUACAAUAACCUUGUAGAGGCUCAGCGCAUCAAGGAAGAGAAGGACGCAGAAGCUCUAGAUGAUGAGGUUGAAGAUGACGACGAGUUACCCAAAGAGGAAAUGUCUCGUAUUAAGACUGCUGACAGUGGUUCGGCUUCGGUUGUGGACGUUGGAGACGAAAAGGUUUACUCUGGAAUCGGACGUUCUGCCACCCACAAGUCGAUAUCAAGCGCUGUUCUCUCCAAGAAGAGCCCGGAACAAACCCACAAAUACUCGCUGUGGUCACUGAUUAAAUUCAUUGCUUCUUUCAACCGCCCUGAACUAAACUAUAUGCUGAUUGGUUUGGCUUUUUCGAUACUUGCAGGGGGUGGUCAACCCACCCAGGCAGUCCUUUACGCCAAAGCGAUCAGCUCACUCUCUUUGGGUGCAGCAGGCCCGAGCACGUAUGGCAAGCUCCGUCAUGAUGCGAACUUCUGGUCUCUGAUGUUUUUUGUUGUUGGAAUUGCUCAAUUCAUCAAUCUUUCUAUUAACGGUGCCGCAUUCGCUGUCAGUUCCGAGAGACUUAUUCGCCGUGCGCGAAGCCAGGCCUUUAGAACGAUUCUUCGUCAAGACAUCACCUUCUUUGAUAGAGAGGAAAACAGCACUGGCGCCCUAACUUCUUUCUUAUCAACUGAAACAAAACAUUUGUCGGGUGUCAGCGGUGUAACUUUGGGCACAAUUUUAAUGACUAGCACAACUCUUGGGGCAGCAAUUGUGAUCUCCCUCGCAAUCGGGUGGAAAUUAGCCUUGGUCUGUAUUUCUGUUGUCCCAGUACUUCUGGCAUGUGGAUUUUACCGUUUCUACAUGCUUGCUCAGUUCCAGCACCGUUCCAAAAUUGCCUAUGAAGGGUCUGCGAGCUACGCUUGUGAAGCAACAUCAGCUAUCCGCACUGUAGCCUCGCUAACCCGAGAACGGGAUGUGUGGACAGUAUAUCACACCCAGCUGGAAGCUCAGGGGAAGAAAAGUCUAAUCUCUGUUUUGAAGUCUUCAAUCCUUUAUGCCUGCUCACAGGCCCUAGUUUUCUUCUGUGUUGCGCUCGGCUUUUGGUAUGGUGGCACUCUCCUCGGUAAACAUGAAUACUCGGUUUUCCGCUUCUUCGUCUGCUUCUCUGAAAUCCUCUUCGGUGCACAGUCUGCGGGGACUGUAUUCUCAUUUUCCCCAGAUAUGGGCAAGGCGAAGAAUGCCGCAGCUGAAUUCAAAAGGCUGUUCGACAGGAAACCGGCUAUUGAUACAUGGUCGGAAGAUGGUGAGAAACUAGAGUCCAUGGAAGGUUCAAUUGAAUUCUGUGACGUGCAUUUCAGGUACCCGACUCGUCCUGAACAACCAGUUCUCCGGGGUUUGAAUUUGACCGUAAAACCCGGCCAAUAUGUUGCUCUCGUUGGUCCCAGUGGAUGUGGAAAGAGUACUACCAUUGCGCUGCUUGAGCGUUUCUAUGAUGCAUUGUCCGGAUCUGUUCUUGUGGAUGGCCGGGACGUUACCCAACUCAAUGUUAAUUCAUACCGAAGCUUUUUGUCGCUGGUUAGUCAGGAGCCGACCUUGUAUCAAGGCACUAUCAAAGAGAAUAUCUUGCUAGGCGUUGAUCAAGACCAUAUUCCGGAAGAGGCAGUGGUUAAGGCAUGCAAGGAUGCCAAUAUCUAUGAUUUCAUUAUGUCUCUUCCGGAGGGAAUCAACACCGUGGUUGGCAAUAAAGGAGGCAUGUUAUCUGGUGGGCAAAAGCAACGAGUUGCUAUUGCCCGCGCUCUUCUCCGUGACCCCAAAGUCCUCCUUCUAGAUGAAGCUACCUCGGCUCUCGACUCUGAAUCCGAAAAGGUUGUACAGGCAGCGCUGGAUGCCGCCGCUAAGGGUCGAACUACAAUUGCAGUUGCUCACCGACUGAGUACCAUCCAGAAGGCCGACGUUAUCUACGUGUUUGACCAGGGCAAGAUUGUCGAAAGCGGAACACACCAAGAACUGGUCCGUAACAAAGGCCGUUACUAUGAACUAGUCAACCUACAAAGUUUGGGCAAGGAUCACUAA